Messenger RNA from Rhipicephalus sanguineus (brown dog tick), 15666 nucleotides. It is a transcript of the gene Rdl, whose product is annotated as gamma-aminobutyric acid receptor subunit beta. Gene Ontology annotation, cellular component: neuron projection; membrane; synapse. The coding region runs from base 2080 to 3768 and encodes 562 amino acids. Gene Ontology annotation, biological process: regulation of membrane potential; chloride transmembrane transport; signal transduction. Lineage: Eukaryota; Metazoa; Arthropoda; Arachnida; Ixodida; Ixodidae. The transcript has 11 exons. Gene Ontology annotation, molecular function: extracellular ligand-gated monoatomic ion channel activity; GABA-A receptor activity; chloride channel activity. The record is from RefSeq and is a predicted model, not a curated record.
CCUGCAGUGCCGGUAUGCGACGGUCCAAGACCACCCGUCUGCGGGUGCUGCGGCCAGGGCCCUGCCAGAGACGAGCCGCAGGACUCUGAAGGGGAGUAGUAGCCCGCCCCAGCGAGAGAGCCCCCCGCAGGACUUGGCGCCUUAGAUUUCCCCCCCUUUCCUUCUUUGUGUUUAGGGUUCCCCUAUCCCCAGAUUUAUCCCCCUGUUUGUUCGCUAGUUCGGCCGGGUGCUCCCGUUCGCCGCGGAAACUUGCUUGCCUCCCUUGAUCCUUCCUCCGCCGCCAGCACUCGGGCUCCAUCUUCAGGCCAUCCUCCGGGGCCUCGCUUCCCGCCGUUGCUCCUGCUGCUGCUUCUGCCGCUGCUUACUUCGGCUACUGCUGCUGGUGCUCAGUGCGCGCGCGCGUGCGUGGCCCGCUCUCUCCUGCCCUCCUAAGUUGCCUUCUGUUUGCGUUGUGCGUCCGUCACUGUCGGUCGUCCGUUCCCCAAUCCCGUAGGCUCGUCACCCGAGCGGCCUGUCCCGUCAUCCGGCGGGCACGCGCAUCGACCCCCGUCUCUCGCCUGCGCCCCGCUUGGAAGCCCGAGAUCAGCUCACUCCCCGGUAUCAUCGCUUUCCGCUUGGGUUCGUAUACCGUUGGGUUCCUUGCGUUUUAAGACUUGGUUCAUGCGAGACUCGGUGUCAUCUCUUGAGUUGUUCUAGUCUUGCCUGUUGCACAUUGGGUUUUCCUUCCCCGCAUCCCUCCCGUACAGCGCCCGCACUAUACGUGACAAUCGCCCCCCGAGAGUUUCAACCGGUGGCUUCGCUCCCCACGUCUCUGUCGAGGCCCGCAGCAGUCGACCGUUAGCCGGCGCGCCACGGGGCUCUCUUGCUAACGAAUCGGCCGCGUUAGUGAACGCUAGGGACACUCGUUCGCACCGGGACUCUUGAUCACCGCCCACACCAAGAACGUGGUCGGGUGCACAUCCGAAGCCGGGACUCGCAACGCCAGCGUCGUCGACCCGUGCGCCGCCGUGUCAUGUGAUCCUGUCCCUCUCCUGCAGUCGUCAGCAGCACGAGGCGUGACAUCGCCGCUCGCUCGACGAAAGCAGCAAGCAGCGUGACCACGACGCAGGAGGACGCGCAGGAAGACGGCGGCGAGGACGACGGAGGCGGUGUGACCGACGACCAGCGAACAACUCGCGAGAGCGCCAUGCCGCAGACCGGGGUCGCCUGAGGGGCCCUUCCCGCCGCAGGGCCCACGCCACGGACUAGGUGCGCACAGCGCCUCCCUCGAGCAAGCCGAACGUUCCGACCCGCGCAGCCGACGGAAUUCGAAAACAAAAAACCGGUCCACGAAGACAAAACGCCGCCGCGUCCAUCCUCUUUCUGAGCUGCGCGACGCGCAUCCAAGGGGAACAAGCCUCGCACGGCCUCGAGUCCCAUCCUUAGUUCCUCUGGUGCGAAGAAGAACCGUGAAGCCGAGCAGGGCUCCCUCCGGAGUCGAGUCGUAACACACAAGCGCGCCCGCCUGGUCGGAGCCACUCGGAAGAAGAAAGAAAUCUGCGCACGGCAUACACACACACACGCAACCCUCUUAGUCUCUCGAACACCCUCCCCUUCUUCACGACUUUUUAUCGCUUUAUUUCGGGGGCGAGCAUCGCGAACCCCCAACGCCGUUUUUUGAAGAAAGUGCACCUUCUCGCUGUCCCCCUACAGGAAGUGAUCGGCGAGCGCACCGCCUUCGCCGACCGCUUUCUCUUCUGAAAUCCCCGUCUUUUCACACCUCACCGUUUUCUCGAAGAAUCCGAGUUCUCACUGGCUUUCGUGCUUGCGACAGAGCAGUCCCCUCGCACUCGCAAGAAGAGAGAAGCCCAAGCUGAGCCGCAGAUGUUUACGUCCAGCCCGGUCGCUGAAGGUGUCUUGACCGCCAAAUCCUGCAAACCGCACGCUGAGCGCAUUCUCUAUCUGAGCAGCCAGUGACGCGCUCCCUAGAAAAAAAAAAGCGCAGCCGCACGCGAGGGACCUUUCAACUUGAGCACGCGUCUCCGGAAGAUUUUUAUUGCACAGCGAAAGUUUCACACGCAGGCUGACGGUAUUUUUGAGAUGAGACAAGCGAUGGCGUUCAGUUGCUGGUCCUUCGUUCUCUUCGUGGCCGUCGCUGUCACCAGUGCCGGUCGGGAUAAUGGUCCAGCCCCCCUGCAGCCGGGACAAACGCAACGUGGACAAAACAUCACGCAGAUUCUGAAUGCCUUCUUUACACGUGGGUACGACAAGAGGGUGAGGCCAAAUUAUGGCGGCGUUCCAGUGGAAGUUGGCGUCACUAUGCAGAUUAUCAGCAUAAGUACAGUCUCUGAAGUACAAAUGGACUUUACUUCGGACUUCUAUUUCCGGCAAUCGUGGCGGGACGAGCGACUCUCGUUCCAGAAAAGCCCAGACCUCGAAAGCAUGACGGUCGGCGCUGAAGUGGCCGAGAAGAUCUGGGUACCCGACACCUUCUUCGCCAACGAGAAGAGCGCCUACUUUCAUGCGGCCACCACGCCCAACACUUUCCUCCGAAUCGGUUCCGGAGGAGAGGUCUUCCGCAGUAUUCGACUGACGGUGACUGCCAGCUGCCCAAUGGAUCUCAGAUACUUCCCGAUGGACAGACAAGCGUGCACUAUAGAAAUAGAAAGUUUUGGUUACACCAUGAAAGACAUCCGCUACCGGUGGUCGGACGGCGACACGUCCGUCCGAAUCGCCAAGGAGGUAGAGUUGCCGCAGUUCAAAGUCCUCGGUCACGUCCAAAAAGCCAAAGAGGUUGCCCUAACGACAGGAAACUACUCCCGGCUGGUUUGCGAAAUACGGUUCGUCCGUUCCAUGGGUUAUUACCUGAUCCAGAUCUACAUCCCCGCCAGUUUGAUCGUGGUUAUUUCGUGGGUCUCCUUUUGGCUCCACCGUAACGCUACACCAGCUCGCGUCUCCCUGGGCGUGACCACAGUGCUCACCAUGACCACACUCAUGUCCAGUACCAACGCAGCACUGCCUAAAAUCUCGUACGUGAAGAGUAUCGACAUCUACCUGGGGACUUGUUUCGUAAUGGUGUUUGCCUCGCUCCUGGAGUACGCCACGGUAGGAUAUCUCGGCAAGAGAAUCACCAUGAGGAAAACCCGCUGUCAGCAGCUGGCAAAACUUGCAGAGCAACACAGGCAGAGAUGCGCCGCUGCUUCUUCCAACGAGCCAAGCUCUGAGCCCUUGCUAGCCAGUCCUGAAGUAUCCAUUGUCAAGACGGUCGGUUCCUGUCAAGUUUGUCCUGCUGCGGUGGCAUCCCAAGGACAACCGAGGGAAGCACCACCAACCGGAUUUACCAUGGGUCGCAGAGGCGCAGACCAAUGUUGCCCUGGUCUCCAGGGUUCAUGUCAGGUCUGCCCCGCUGCGGUCGCCUCACAAACUCAACAACAGGCUCCUCCACCAGGGAUACCUAUGAAUCACAAAGUCAGGGAGCCUUAUAGGACUAUGGUGGUUAUGCCGAGCAGGAACUGUCACAUAACCGGCUGCCACGAAGUACGUCUCAAAAUGGUUGACCCCAAAGGAUUCAGCAAAUCCUCGACUCUGGAGAACACCGUCAACGGCGCGCCGGACAUCGAGGCAGCGUUUUGCAAGAACCCCAACAAAUUAUUUGGCGUCAGCCCUUCCGAUAUCGACAAGUACUCCCGAGUGGUGUUCCCCGUUUGCUUCGUCUGUUUCAACCUCAUGUACUGGAUCAUUUACCUGCACAUCAGCGACGUUCUGCCGGACGAUGUCGGCGACGACUAGUGCGCGCCCCGCCCGCUGCGCGGCGCUGCCGUCGGCGGUGUUCGUGCGCGCGUGCGCGCAUGGUUCUCCGUUUCCGAGAGUGGAAAUAGGUCGCCGCUCGUCCUCCUCCUCCCCCUCUUCUGAGAGAAGUGUGGGAGAAGCGGCAGCAGCAAACAUGGCCCCCCGGAUCACCAACUAGCCGCGAAACGUCGCAGUAUAUGAAGCUAAAAACAGCAACAAAAACGGUUAACAAAAUUCGGCCACCACCACCUCCCCCACCCGUGUGGCGAUUCCGAAGGCUUUCGGGCCCCGCCGGGGAGCCCAGCCAGCGCCGCGGGGGCGCGAGCACGGCGCGUCUCUCCCUUUUUCUCGAGUAGUACAGCCUCAGAGUUUUGUUUGCUUUGUGACGUCACUCUCGCCACUGGGCCUAACAGAUGUCGUCCGUUUUUUCGCGACGACUCACUGUGAACCCCGCUGUGACGAGCGCGCUCGACUGUGCUAUAGUGAUGAAUCACUCGCGCCCAUAAAGCUACCUUCGGUGGACGCAAGAAAAAAGGAAAUAAAAGAGCGCCGAAUUAAGUAAAGAAAACGAAACAAUGGAAGCGUUACGUCUACAGCGGACCAGACGUAGUAUACAAAGCGCUGUGUCUGCAACUCAGCCAUCAGUCAGUAUCGCCCACGAACUUAGCGUGUUUAUUCGAUCGUCGACGACGGGUCGUUCGACGGAAAACGCCAAUCACAAUAGGUUCUAAGCGAAUAUAGCCCACCGCAAUGUCGAAACAUAUAUAUCGACACCGCGCCACGUGUUGUCAGGGUAAUGACCGUAACAUUGUCCGUCCACGGGAGUUGCGUCACAAAAGGCUGCGCGCAGCGACGCUCAUGCGCCUCGGCGACGCUGGCUGGGUUCUCUAGAAUCGCCUUUUUGUUUAAUUGUUCUUUCUCUCUCACUCUCUAUCCGUUUUCAUUCACUGUGUGCACUGCCUGUCCUCGGCGUCCGCGUGGCGUCUGGUCGACUUCGAGGGGCACUAUUGCCAACGCUCGCUCAUUGGCCAGGCACCGCUGUCGAGAGUGUAAGGAGGACAAGGCAGACACGUGUAGUAUACUCCGCUUACCUUUCGUUUUUUUUUACUUUUUAUUUUUUAAAUCGCAUCUGGUUCACAAUUGUGGAGAUCGUUUUCGUCCAAACCGAAGACAACAAAAAAAGAAGGGGAAAUGCAACAAGAAAGAACUACAACACUCACGAGUCUAAGCCUAAAUAACCGAUCUCAUAACAAUGGUGAUCGCGUUACACGCUACAAGCGAGCAGACCAAUGUCCCCGUAACGAAACGCGCAACUCGAAAUAAAAAGGAAAUCGAAAUAGACCGCGGCACGCCCUUUCGCUAACAAUGGCCAGGAUCGGAUGGAAGCGUUUUGAUCUUUUUUUUUUUUUUGCCGAAUACGAAGCGAUUCCGCGUUCACGUUUUGAGCGUGAAGACACGUUUCAAACGCUGUGCUGGAACGAAAGCGGAAACAUUUCCCAUGUCGUCGAAUUCCACGUUACUCGAGUUACGAAGCUUGUUCAUAUUUCAAUAUACCGAAAAGGCCAAAGAUGGGAGUAAGAGAGAAUGGCUGAUGACGUAGAGCACGCAAUUCUUGUUUGCUACGUCUGAAACCUUGGCCAGGCAUACGAAGUGACAACAUACGAAGCACCGCGGAGAACGCAGAACAUACAGAGCUAUUGAAUUGUAAAUUUCUGUAAACAUGGCACAGAAUCAGGGAAUCGAGAGAUCACUGAAAUCUUCGACAGAUAUCUAGGAGAAGUUCGUGUGCUGGGCUACCGUCAGGGCGCACAAGUCCAGGAGUCUGACUGACAAAUAUUCAUGAAUACCUCGCACUACAGUGUCGUGCGCCUGUGCUUUCUAAGCAUGAUGACCGUAAGAGAGGCGUUAUCAAAGACUGUAUAUUCUUCUUUGUACGGGUGAUAACCGUGAGUAAUGAAUACCUGUGCGACUUACACGUCUGGAAGCCGAGUACCUAUGCGGCCGCUUGAGGAUAACUUCGUUUGCUAGGACAUAGUCACGUUGUGAUUUUGCCAGCACAUACCUAAACAAAACUUGGAUUGCGCAGUUUGAUCCAUCCGUAAACAAGUAACAAUUUGCGAUUUCAAUAUGGCACUUCGCUGGCUUCGCUGGCACUAUGCCUAGAAAUUUCAUUUAAAGUUAAACUCAUGAGCAGUACCGUAACCGUCACGAACCAAGCGGAUAAACAAUUAAUGUCCUAAAUUAGAAAACUGUUCAUGAGCGAUAGUAAAUGUCUUAAACCUUCUCUAGCGUACAAAUCGUACAAAUACACCCAGGAUAUGCCUCAUGAAUGUAUUUACGCACAGUUCGACUCAGGAAGCCGCACACCACUGACAUGCUUUCCUGUUGCAGUCAUGGCUAUAGAUGCUGCCCAAGAAUGCCACGUGCUGCACGGGUGAAGGUCCCUAAACAGUGCAGUGUGUGUUGCGCCAGCCCAACUUUCGUCUCAGUUGUCAGCGGCAAGGCGCUUUCUCGUGGUCAGAUUCUUACCGCAGCGUCCACCUUUCUCUCUCUCUUUCUCACUUGAUUUACCCGCAUAUAUAACUCGCUGCGCGUCCCACGCACGUGUUGCCAUACCGCAGGCAUCCCACGUAUCUUUCAUCUGGUUGCCCCUUCGUCGUCGUUGUUGUAAUGUCGUAGUCAAUGCUUUCACGCCACUGUUCGGAACCCAUCACGGGUAAAAAAAAAAUAGAAGGCGAUCUUGCAGAAAAGACGACUUCGUGAGUUAAAAAAAAAAGGACGUUAUAUGCUAUACGCGAUACAACAUCGAGUGUGUAUACUUCCUGUGCGUCGGUUGUGAACCCCCUCGUUGCUCGUGCCCGUUCUGAGCAGGUGUUCAUCUCGUUAAAAAAAAAAAAGUACGCGCGAUUAGUAGUCGUCGCUUCUCCAAUGAAACUGUUCUCAUUUGAUUUGUGUACGCCGUUGUUCCCUUUAUAGCUUCAGGAUGGCAUGAAUGAAGAAAAAAAAAAAGGCGCGAGAGAAGUGAAUGGGAGGUAAAUGCGAUAGAAGUGCCGCGUUGUACGAGACUUAUCCUGUAAGUCGUGCACGUAACGCAAGGCGGCGCUUUCCUCGGCAUAUUGGUCGUAAUGUUAGUCUAUCUUUGUGGAUUGUCCAUAACAGCUACGUUUGUUUUCUUGCUCUUGCGUCAUUUAGUGUUAUUUCGAGCUUUGUCAAGCUCUACUUUCUUGUCCAAUUCGUCGACUCCUCGUCUCUGAUAGGCUCAGAGCGCUGUCACCCCCUCUCUGAUUGGCUCUGAACAGCCAAUGUGGCGAAAUUUCGUCAGCGCCUCAGGAACAUGGCAGGGUUUAGAAAUGCACUCUGUCACUACCUUCCGAUAUGACUACAUGAAAGCAUAAAGGGUAAUGCAAAGGAAAAGAAACUUUCUAGUUGGCGACUGCGCAAGAAACGUAUCCCUAAAAUGUUAAGCGUCAAGCGUGAAAGCCGAGAAAGAGAGGCGGCAUCGCUCUGUCUGUCGUGUGGCUUCCUACGAUCUUAUUUUCAAACUUCUUUGUUCGCAUUGUCACCGACUGUAAACGUGAACCAUCUCGCUCGCAUCCUCGAUAACUCCAAGAAGCUAAGUUCGCAAAGCGUUCCCCUUUCCCGAAUGUCACCGCGUGUUGUCGCACCUCCGCGCGGGUCGUAGGAGUAGAUGCCGUCCUUUUAGCGAGAGAGAACGCGUCUCUCACUCUCACUCUCUAUCUUUAUCGUGUAGUGUGUUUUACACAAGAAUGAUGCCUCACUGGCGGGCCAUUUGCGUACUCAAUGUGACCUGUUCGACUGAGCCGGCUUCGCUGUUGGGGAGACCGCCCUCCGAGGCGGGAACCACGCGGGGCUGCGGCGAGUUCGUUGCUUGUUGCGAAAGCCGGCCUAUACGCACACGCUCGUGCUGCUGCUCGGAGCUGUAUAACCCUCGGUGAUAAUCGUUGAUGUCGUGUAUUGUGGUGGAAGUUCAAUGGCACAUGGCAACCCUCCCCCGUUUGUUGCUGCGUGAGCGCUAUGUAUAGUCCCGUUACCUCGCUUUUUUUUGGGGCCGACUCGACGCGCUUUUAUACAGGUCCAUCUAUACUGUGCCCUGCACCAAGAAUCAAAAUGAACCGGUUGACACCUCCUUCAGCUUCUGUGUUAUCGUUCAUCCGUUUGCAAGCCGCUAUAUAGGCGAACGUUGCUUCAGAUUCUCACUCGAUAGCGUCUUCGACUCGUUCCUGCAAGCGUCAUACUGAUGUUUUCCUUGUUUGUUGUUGUUGGCGUUCUUCGUUUCGCGUGCGGAGUUUAGCGCGCAUUUGGUGCGGAGAAUGUUGAUAGUACAAGGCACCACGAGAUGCCAAUUCGCCUUCGGCUUGGCAGUUAUAGACAAAGGUGAGCUCGGGUUUUUAAGUGUUGAUUUCUUUGAAUAAUGUAUAACGAGUGAAGAGCUGACGCUUAAAAUUAUCCACGUUCCUCGUUGAAUUUCCGCACGAUGAUAUCCGCUGUUGAGAGCUUUUCGGCUCGCUACGUUCGAGCAAGGGAAUCAGUCACUUUGUACAUAAGACAUCGCGGAGGCAUUAGAGUGGACAGCGGGUGUUUAAAGUGUUUGUUUUCGACUACGUAAGGCGACAAAUUACUGAAGGCAAUACCUUUCUGUCGAGUUUAUUCGCUAAUAAAUAUAGACACCUGAAUUCUUCUCAUACUCUAAAGCUGCACUCCUCCCUACAAGCGAAAGCUGGUAGCUACGUUUUAAUUGUUAUCAAUCACAGGCAAUUAUAGGCAAAUGUUAGCAGUAUCCCAGUAUUCAUACAUUCGUUCAAGUGUUAUCGUUUGGCUUGUAACAAGUGUUAUCUUGUGAAUACAACCUCGAAUAUUGGUAGUUGAAAGCUAACCAUCCGUUGAUACCUUGUUCGUAAUGAAAGAGAAAACUAGGCCAACUGUUGAAUUUGUUUAUAGGAGACCUCACCGUCGUAUAUUGUGACACCCUACUAAGUCUCGUCAUUCUUCAUACAGUAUAAGAUUCCUGUGGGUUUCCAUAACUGGAAGAACUCCAGUCAUAAAAAAAGUAUCUGCAAGGUUAUCACUAGAAAAGAGCAGUAUACUCGUUAUUCUUGCGGGCUGCAUGGUGCAAGCCUUUGGGUGAAUUCUGCGCUCCAUUAUUUUCCUCUCAUAGAUCUUUUUAUCCUUACGGUGUUCACUAUAGCGAGAAUUGUGUAUCUCUUGGUGUUUGCCGGCUCGCGCGGUGUCCCAGUCCACAUAUAAAUGAUCUAAGGUCGUGUUUGUCCUCCACCCGUACUAUGAGUAACUUGAAGCUCUGCGGGUUGGAGCGUUCGUAUAGGGCCACCUCGGCGUCCGCGUGUUCGCUUUGUCACGAGUGCAAGUCUCCGCCCCCCCGUGUUAGGAGUGUGAAUGUGCGAAUGACUGAUCGAUUUCCGUGUACGUCUUGUUCAUGAAAUGAUGGUUGCUGAUGACAGUAUCGUGUUGUAACUUCAGAGGACAAUUAAAAAAAAGGUAAACACAGCGCCAAAGCAUAUGACGGCGUGUGUGAAUAUCCCCGUAAUACGAUCCCUGGGUAGGUGUGCUUUCUUGAGUAAUUUUAUUCCUUCAUUGAGAAAGUUUGAUAAACGCGUGCUUUGGGUUGCUGCUCUUUCAUCGUGACCAAAUUAGGCGCGUAAUAGGACGCGCGAAACUGUGCAUUCGGUUAUAAUGUUCGCUUGCCCCUAUCGUUCUUAUGCAUAUUUAUCGGUCCCGAUUCAUGCACGGAUGUUGUGUUCUCAGUACAUGUGCGAACAAUACAACAUAAAAUAAUUAUCUCUAGUGUGAAUACGACUUCUCGAAUACGUGGUGAAAUCAUCGUAUCUAAAACUUUCUGUUAAUUAGCCCAAAUCCAUACAGCGACAACAAAACAUUGAUUCCUCAUUCAACGAAAUAUUUCUUCAUCGAAAUGGAGAUAACGAGAGGUACUUUCGAUACCGUUGAAUUUCUUCGAUGUUUGAAUCAAUACCAUCGUCGAGUGGCGCAGUGAAAUCACGCGUGCCGAAAGUUGUGCAUAGCUUGCGUUGUCUGUAUCCCCACUAACCACAGUUACCGACUCUAGAAGGUCUAAUUAUGGAUGUGACAGAUUAAUGCGGCGCUCACAUUUCUAGAUCUUUUUGCAAGAGCCAAUAGAAGCAACGAAAGAAGUUAUCAUGAUUUGCGUUUCGUGUUUGCGUUUCUUAACUCAAAUCAAAUGUCAGUUCUCGUUAUGCUGUAAGGGGGGUACAUAAAACCAAAGCCGAUAGAUGUUAAUGUCAAAGAUCAGCCCGCUUAACGAAACGACUUCAGUUUUUUUUUUCCUUUUCUACGUUGAGUUUGUUCUGCCUUAUGUUUACUGGAAAAUCAAACUCAUCUCCAUGGGCCAGGCUAUUGUUGCUAACCAAACUCUAGCGCCCUUUUAUGAACUCCAAUGUAAUAGAUAUAGAUAUCCUCUGAUAUGCCAGCGCAAUGUACCUGAAUUAUUUUUCGCGAAUGUUUACGUAGACACGAGUAUCUGUUAAACGUGUGCAUGCCAACUACGCUCUCUAUCUCGCCUUCCCCAGCCGGAACACUACUUCCGCUCUACCUUUCUCGCCCUCUCUCUCUUUCUUUCACUGUAUGAGAAAUCCAGGACGGAAGUAAGCACCCAUGCAAAAACAAAUGAGAGAAACUGAAAGGCUGAGAAGCUGCGAUGAAGUGGAAGUUAGCGUGGACACGGCCGCAAAACUAUGUAAUGAGGCAACACAUUGUAUACUGCUCGAUCUGUGGGACUGGAGCCAUGCAGUGUGUGGUGGAUCGUGAUUUAAGAUCUCUGACCUAAUCGACCACGAGGUUCAGCAAAAAUUUACUUCCGGGUUUCACGAGAAAAACUUCUUCCUCAAGUGACAUUCAAUUCGUGGCAAAUGUAAACGCGUUCGCUUCUCGACGUUGCAUACCUGACGUCGCUAGCUAAUGGCAGCACUGUUCGUGGCUCAAGCGAAUAGGUGUUGCGAACUGUGGAAAUUAGCGGAGGACUCGUGUACUACAAGAAUGCAACACGACAGUGAUGCUGACAUUUCCUUUUCAUCGAUAUCCGCACAAUCUAAUGCGGCAUAAGAUGAGCUAGCUGUGUUAUCAGGUGAAUUCAAGGGAAUCGUUAUAUUCCGGCAAUUGAAGCGCGGGAAAUAUCUACGGAAAGCUCGAAUCCACACUUCAUGAAUAAGCGGGUUGUGAACAAGCCUGCGGUGAGCGACGUCAUGGGAACAUAGAAAAAACAGCAAGAGACUUCCACUAUCCUGGCCUUAGCGAAAGCGUGUCUCUUCCUUCGAGAUCGGGUAUACGACCAUCGUACCGCUAAGGAAAAGAAAGGAGAAAAAAAAAAAAGGCACGAAAACGACCAACUUAUGCUUACGUCUCUACUGAGCUCCCCGAAGCGUUUUGAGAUUACGUUCAUGAUUCUUUCGAACGCGCGUUACGUUUUUGCAGGAACGUCACGUGGGUGGUUGUCGAUGAUGACGACGACUUCCCUUUCCCAUACAGGGCCGAGUCUUCGAACGCCGCGCCGAGAGCUUCCGUUCGAAUUUCGUCGACUUAGUUGGCGACGGAACGUCGCACUUGCUAUAUAUCAUAUACCGAGUGCCACAUUUCGGGGCACACCUCCACCAUUUCUUCGCUCGGCGGUCUUGUGUUUUAAAAGUCGUCUUCUUACUUUUCUCCCUCCUUUGGAUCGAGGCGCUGCGGGCAGUGACGCAAAAGAAAUCGAGUCGCGAAAUCGCGAAACGCAUUGCGCCGCACCCACAUCACCCCCCAACCUCACCCUCUCCCCCUUGCACAGUUAUGUGCGCAACAGGCGCGUCACCGCGUCGAUCACGCCUGCCCUCUAACGGCAGGCGCUGGAAUCAAAGAAGCACGCCCAGCUUGUAGGAGUUUCGCUCCGCCACAUUUAUAGACGCGGAGCGUGUCCGCAGGUCCGUAGGCGGUGUUGCACGGCUCGCUGCAUCCCGCGACCUCUGUGGUUUUUGGCCUCGGGUAUCUGUCGCGGGACUCCUCUGUAAACCUCCGUAGCAGGUCUCCCGCCAUUUUUAGGAGCGUCCCACCGCGUCAGGUCCUCGGGCACCAUUCUGACGACGCGUCGCGCUGAACGAGGCGUCGCGGGUUGCCGCGGUGCGCCCGCUCCUUAACGGUCGUCCCGGUAGUCCACGGCGGGCUCUCUCGCUCAGCUCGACGCGCGCCGACCUUACCGGGCCGUCGCACACCACCUCGGACUUCGCGGGCUUUCUUUUUCUCCCCCGUGCUAUCUACUCCCCGCGUAGCUCAGUUCAGGCCAGCCAACAGUACAGUAAGCGUAACGCAGUUUUACCAACGCUUUUCAGAGAGUCAAUCCCGUCGCCUCACUCGGAGGCGCCACCAUCUGAGGCAAGACAACUACCCACAGAGAUACAGAGAGGAUAUAAAUAUAUUAUAUAUGUAUACUUGACCCCCGAACACAUAGAUAAGCAGGGAGACACACACACACAUAUACCCCACAUACGACACACAGCUGAAAACAGCCGGUUAUCUCUCUUUCUUUCCCAUUUCGUGUACAUAAAAGUGCUUACAAACUUCGUGUAUAUAAUCACAAACAUUACUGUGUUAGGCCUAGUGCUCCUUUUUAUAAGUGCAUGACAAAGUGCAUGGGCGAAUUCUCUCUAGGCAUGAAGGCCACACGGGGCGCAAGAGACAUCCGAUGUACAUAGAGACUCUCUUAAACUACACACCGGUGUGCAUGGGACGCACUUCUUAGUACAUCCUUUUCUCCCUUCCCGUUGUGUCCUUGCGUCUUCCAGCGAGCGUGAUCCCAACUUUCCAACGCCAGGCGGCGCUGUACCCUGGCUUCUUUCCCCGACCGGCCACGCAUCCAGAUGGCGCACUCCUCACGUCCAGCGUCACGCUGUCGGGAGGCCCGCCUCUAUCCCCCAGGCCGGCGCUACUUCCUUCUUAGGUCUUUAAUACAGUCUUUCUUUUCGUUCUCUUAUCUGAAACGUCGAUACUCCCAUUUAGCAUGGCCGACUGCGGCCCCAGUAAACACUUAGCUGUCCUUGUCUUGUGCCGACUGGUGUGCUUGCGAAGUUUUAACCGCCCUUGUAGGAAGUAAGCAAGUGACUUUACUCGCUGACGUGGGGUCGUCAUGUAAGAUAAUCUUAAAGCCAGCGGGCUUCCCGCCUCCUCCGCUCGCAGCUUUCUGUCUCGUGUGUGUGCUCGUGCCGCCGAACCUUCCCCUAAUCCGCGCCUCGUCUCCCCGUCGGUAGCACCCGUCCCAAUCUCUCUCUCUCUCUCACACACACGCUCUCUCUCUAACUCACGUGCACUUAGAGAACCCCUUUCUUCCCGAAUAUCGUGACCGUGAGUGGCUCUCUCCCCAGCCGCUCUCCACGACAGAAGUAUUUGCUCAGAUUUGUGCCCCGUCGUUAGUCGCACCGACUGCUUCGCUGGUUCCAUCAUGUAUUCUGACUCGUACAAACGGAAGAGGAGAAGAAGAUCAAGAGAAGAAAAACAAUGAUGGAGGGAGAGAACCGAGAUGUUGAAGAGAGAGCACAAUUUACCGCGCAGUUCUGCACGUGCGUAAUCGAGUAGAUAAAAGCUCGUCCUCCUGUUAGCGCUUUGUAACCAUGGUGGCGCAGCAGCAGCAGCGUCCCACAUAGGGAAAAACUUAGCCGUGUCACGUCCUUGACGACGAACUGUUCACCCAGCAACACCCCCAUGACGAGUGUGUGUCUUUCAUUGGGGUGGCACCACUGUUUUGCGUUUGUUUUUCUGUUCCUUCUUGUAUAGCGUUACGCUCACUUCCGCCGUAGGAAGCCGAGCCGCCCGCCGGGGGAAAAAACAUGUUACUCGACAAGACUGUUGUGCAGCCAAAGCCGUUUCCUGUUCCGUGGUGAAUUGUUACGCGCAAUGUGUCACGUUCUUUUCGUUUGUGUUCUCCUCUUUCAGUGGCUGUUCUGUCUUUCUCUGUUACUAAGCGUGCCGUGGUGGGACAAUUUCCCCGUUUGUCUGAGAGCGUUUCUUCAGUGUUACGAUGGCGUGACUGUUGGCCGAAUACCAUGUACGUAGGUUUUGCCGAGUAGACAAACGUGUUUCUUGGGUGCUUCCCGGUGUAUUACAGGUUUUCGGAUGUGGGACGCGGGUGGGUGUUAUGUCGGCACACUUUUGUUUGUUGUUUCAUUUACAGAUGCUGUCAUCUGGGUGUAUUUGCUGCUCUUGUUGACACACCGAGUCUGUUUUUUCUUUUCUUUUUUCCUUUUUUUCAAUUCAACAGCUCGUCACGUUCGUUACCGAAGUGGCUCACUCACUUGGUCUUGUUUUCGUCAUCCCCACUUUGAACUUAGAAAAACACAAACCACUCAUAGAAAUGGUGCUGCAUUUCUCAAACCUGUAGUUAACUCAGAACAGCGGGAAAUGAAAUUAUCUCCCCGCAUACGCUGUUAAAUCAGUGCUCAGGCUAUGUAUCGCUUUGUCAACGAUAUGAUUGCGCUAGUUCGUUAAUUUUUUGUCGUAGCCUCCCUUUAGAUAGCGGUUGGUGAACAGUUUUUGACGGCAAUAACGCGUUUGUUUAAUUUAAAGUAUACAUGAAACGUUUCGGGGUGUUUCAUUCGGCGUUCCCUUGCACCUAAUGUUCACCUUAUCAAUAAACUAUCGCGUCGUUUCUCACUGUUUAAAACUAUGCUUCCACACAGAGCACUGGCCGCCGUUUCAUUUUUUCUAAAUACGUUCCACGUCUGUGUCGCGUCGAGACACUCGAACCCGUUCCUUUCUGUAGUUAUGAUCUCCACACGCACUUCAGUGACUCUUAUCUCUCUACUCCUCUGGCUUUAGAGUAACUCUCUGCGAACAUCGGUUAUUGAAACCGAUGUUCGACUUUCAACGACCAUUAAAAAAAAAAAGAGAGAGAAACAAAUAUACCUUAGUCUCUUUAGCACUGUUACCCACAGCACAAGAUAAUGUGUCGGUGCUUGAUUAGCGUGUUUUCGUGCGCGUCAAUUAUUCACGCUUCUACUCUUUAGGAGAACGAGACGUCAGUGCAGGCAUUUAAAGGCUACGUUUCCUCCAGUUGUUGCCAAUCGAACAAAGAAAAAAAUAAUAAGUACCAUGCCGUGUCAGCAGUGAACGUUCGUUGAUCGCCUGUUUUCGGCUGGUUCAGUGUUGAAACGCUUGUGUUCCACUGCAGGCCUGAAAAAAAAAAAGACUGCGGCGCACUCAAGCUGCUUCGCUAACGUAGGUGUCUAGAGAAAUGCAUAUAGCAAGAACUUUCUUUGUUAAUGCGUAUUUUAAGAGCUAACUAGGGCAUUGUGUUUCUGGAGCCAGUUGUUGAGGGCAGUAUGAAUAGACAGUGGUUGGCAUUGUGGACUUGCAAAACGCAAACGUCGCGUAGGAUUUUCUUUUUGCAGGCCUGCAGUCACGUAGCUCCAGCCUGAAGGAAUAUGCGAAUAAAGUCGACUUUGAGAAACUAAUAAGCAUCGUUCAUUGACAUGUUAGACUGUUCAUUUCAUCCAAAUGUUUAGCAGGUUACAGGAAUAGCACUGUUUGGACUUGCAUCUCCUUCUUCUUACACUUAAUUUUAUCUUGUUCUUGUGUUUAUGGGCUCAAGCAUUGUGAUGAGUUUAUGUUCUGUUCGGACGCACUACAUAGCCCAGGUAUUUUGGUGUUCAUUCUUCAGAUAUACAUGAAGUUGCCGCACUAUACCUACUUAGGGAUGAAAAAAAAUAACCUAUCUUUAUUGCGGCUCUUCACUGGACUUCUUUGUCUCGCGUACAAUGGCUCAAGUUUCUUACUACUUAGGGAAAUACACCUUUGUUCGACUAAGCUGUUUUAGGCGAAUAUGUUUGAUACGAGAGUGCUGAAAUAAAACGCUGAUUACACAACCGA